Nilaparvata lugens (brown planthopper) is the source of this 1290-nucleotide messenger RNA. RefSeq names its product retrovirus-related Pol polyprotein from type-1 retrotransposable element R2. The record is from RefSeq and is a predicted model, not a curated record. The transcript has a single exon. NCBI's taxonomy places the organism in Eukaryota, Metazoa, Arthropoda, Insecta, Hemiptera, Delphacidae. The coding region runs from base 1 to 1290 and encodes 429 amino acids.
AUGGGAACAAAAUAUUAUAGUUCCACUCCACAAAAAGGAAAUACCACUGAUUGUGAAAACUACCGAGCAGUUUGCUUAUCUUCAGUGGUAUGUAAAGUGUACACUCGAAUAUUAGAGAAAAGACUGCGAAGUGUGGUGGAAGAACAGCUAGAGGAGGAACAGUGUGCAUUUAGGCCUGGCAGGCAGACGCAAGACCACAUCUUCUCAAUAAGAUCGAUCUGCUCAAAAUCUAUUGAAAAAGGCAAGCAAGUAUAUCUGGCGUUCCUGGACCUGAGAGCCGCAUUUGAUACAGUAUCAAAAGAAGCCUUAUGGGAGACAUUGGCUGCUAAGAAUGUGCCACAAAAAUUACAGCGUGCUAUUAAAAGUGUCUUCAAUAAUGUCACUGCAGUGGUUAGAACGUGUGGACAGAUAUCAGGACCUCUGCAAAUGAGAAGGGGGAUAAAACAGGGGGACAGCUUGAGUCCACUAUUAUUCACCAUGGUAAUGGAUGAAAUCCAUAAAAUCUGCAAACGAAGAACGGGGAGAAUGACAGUCGGACACUGGAAUUUAAGGCCCAUUUUCGCUCAAGCUCUACUGUUCGCGGACGAUAUAGUUCUGAUUGCUGACUCGGAAAGGAAACUAAAAGCAGCUGUAAUCGAAUGGAAUGAAGAGAUCAAGAGAAAAGGUAUGGAACUGAAUAUCAAUAAGAGCAAGGUGAUGGUGGUGAAUGGAACUGAAGGUGAGAGAGUGAUAAUGGAAGUGGAGGGGCGGCAGAUGGAACAAGUAAAAUCAUACGAGUACCUUGGCACCAUUAUAAAUGAAGAUGGAAAACUGGAUGAAGAACUGAGAAACAGAAUCAACAAGGCUAGCCGGGCUUACUAUGGUACCAAAGACUGUAUUUUCGGGAAAAAAGAAGUGGGUACUAUGGUGAAGAAUAGGGUCUAUAAAAGUAUAAUAGAGCCUAUAGUUCUGUAUGCGGUGGAAAGUUGGCCCAUGAAGACACAGCAUAUGAGUAGAGUAAGGGCAGUGGCAAUGAAGUGCCAUAGAAGAACGGCUGGGAGGACGUUGAGAGACAGAGUAAGGAGUGACCGCAUCAGGGAGGAAAUUGGAAUGAAAGAUGUAAAAGAAGUUAUCGACAGAAAGCAAUUAGGAUAUUGGGGUCACGUACAGAGGAUGGACGAUGAGAGGAAGGUGAAACAGUACGCAAAUGUGGUUGUAGGAGGCAGACGGAAGAGAGGACGUCCCCGGUACUCGUAUGAUGAACACAUUAGAAGAUUGGGAGAGGAGAGAGGAAGACUGUGGGGCAGAUGA